This is a messenger RNA of Acipenser ruthenus (sterlet), 1759 nucleotides long. RefSeq lists its product as uncharacterized. Gene Ontology annotation, molecular function: cell-cell adhesion mediator activity. The record is from RefSeq and is a predicted model, not a curated record. The transcript has 12 exons. Lineage: Eukaryota; Metazoa; Chordata; Actinopteri; Acipenseriformes; Acipenseridae. The coding region runs from base 66 to 1427 and encodes 453 amino acids.
UACUACAGUAUAUAAAAAGAACAGCGGGAGAUUUAAACCGUUGUGUAAUUUUAAUUCGCCCAGACAUGAUGCAGUUCCAGAAGAUGUGCCUCUAUAUACUUGGAAUGUUAGUUAUGAGCACCGUUUAUAGUGUUGUUUCAGCAGAACUUGUAAGAACACAACGUGUUGUCACAGCCACACUGGGAGAAAAUGUCAGCCUCAGGUGUGAGCUAUCAAAACCCAAAGACGUGUUACAAGUUACUUGGCAGAAGACAAAAGGACAAUCAUUUGAAAAUGUUGCCACAUACAACAAGCGCUUUGGAGCAAAAAUUACAGAUGCUUUCAGAGACCGCGUGACUGUCACCCAGGUGGGAACAGAUGCCUCCUGUAUAACCAUUCAUGGAGUUACGAAGGAAGAUGAAACCUGUUACAGCUGUUUAUUCAAUGCAUAUCCUGAGGGAGCAAUCACUGGAAGGACCUGUCUAUCUGUCUAUGAGAUAUAUGAGCCCCAUUUAGAAGUAGAGAGUAUUUCGAAGCCAGAGAGUGGACAUGAAGAAGUCAAAUCAAUAACCUGUUCAGUUACUGGGAAACCAGCGGCAAGCAUUUCAUGGAAUGCCACUGAAGAUGUGCUUCUGAAUCCACAACAAUACUCUGUUGUGAAUCCUAAUGGAACAAUUACUCUGAUGUACAAUGCAACUGUACUGCCAUCGAGGAUUUUUAACAAAGAAGUAGUGGUAACCUGUAAAGUGACCCACCUGGGUUUAACAAAGGAAAAACAAAUAUCCAAAGUUAUUAGUGCACCAGCCAUUGAGUCUUACUUGGAAAAAAAUAUAUCUAAACCACCAACAAAUGCAGUAACAAUUGGACUUACCAGUAUUUGUGGAUUUUUAUUAAGUGUUUUUGGAGUUGUGGGAAUAUUAAAGUUCUGUUGGAAAAAAAAUGGAAAAAAACCUGAAAGUUCUCAGAAAAGGUUUCCAAAGGACAAUGAGUCAGGAUCAGUCAGUGAAAACCAUGAUCCUUUGAGGACUCCGUUGAAAAAUAAAAGUUUCAAUACAGGUCAACCUUUUGAAAGCCCCUUCAGGUGCAGGAGCACACCAUUAAAAAACAGAAGUGCUCAGAAAAUGUUUCCAAAGGACAAUGAAUCAGAAUCAGUCAGUGAAAACCAUGAUCCUUUGAGGACUCCAUUAAAUAAAAGUUUCAAAACAGGUCAACCUUUUGAAAGCCCGUUGAGGUACAGGAAGACACCAUUAAAAAAUAAAAGUUUUAAUGGAUUUUCACCAUUGGAAGGAUCAGAAAAUACAAACCAUGUUCCUUUCAGGCACAUGACUCCAUCCAAAAAUAAAAGCCCUUCUAAAAGUUUGUUAAGUGACCAAUCCCCUGCUUUGAAGAACACUACUCCAGAAAAAAAGGAAGCAAAAAGCAAAAGGGCAAUACACUAUUACCGGUAAUAAUAAAAUCAAGAUGGAUCGGAUUAUUGAUUAAAAUAUACAUUUUCCAUGAUACACAACGGGGGACUGUAGAAGAUGAAGAUUUUUUCAUUAAGAAAACAAUAUCUACUAUAUAUCAUGAGUUGCUAUAGAUUUAAACUUUUCAUACUUCAUAUAAUACUCCAUUGAAUAUCUUUAUUGCUGCAUCUGGUCUCCUGUUUCCUACUGUACUGUCCACAUGUGAGCAUUGAAACGUGCUAUAUUUUCACUUUCAAAUAUUCCGUUUUGUAAAUAUUUCUUUUGUAUUGUUUGCCAUUUUGUAUAUUUGAAUUUCAGUACAAAACGUUUGUGUU